Molecule: messenger RNA, 1359 nt
Organism: Sinocyclocheilus rhinocerous
Lineage: Eukaryota; Metazoa; Chordata; Actinopteri; Cypriniformes; Cyprinidae
Product: ankyrin repeat domain-containing protein 40-like
Exons: 3
Coding region: 311-1174 (287 amino acids)
Molecular function (GO): protein binding
Source: RefSeq, a predicted model, not a curated record
AGAUGAUGAUCUGAAGGUGUUGCACAGAAAGUUGCCCCCAACAUGGGAGGUGCAGCGGAUACGAGUGGAUUGCGGUAGUCGGCGAAAGAUUAUUUGAACACAACCCGAUGUAUUAUACGGUGCCGUUUUGAUCCGAUUUCAAUCUAAAGACUGUAAAUAGACUCCUUUCAACUUCCCUGUCGAAAAUCAUCCAGAACAGACAACAGUUUAAGCCACGGCGGAGCAAGUUGAGUGUCUAUUUUUGUCUCCUGUCUUAAAAGCACAGUGUGUCAGUUCGUAUGAAGCUUUUAUUUCCAUAAAGACUUGAAUAAUGUCAACGACAUCGCUGGAUAAAGAGCUACAGGAGCGUCUGAGAGAGGCCAGUGCCAUCGGAGACAUCGAGGAGGUGAAGACUUUAGUGGAGAGCGGAGUCAACAUCAACUCUCAGAAUGAGAUUAACGGAUGGACGUGUUUGCAUUGGGCCUGUAAAAGAAACCACAAACACGUAGUGGCCUAUCUGUUGAACGCCGGAGCCGACAAAGACAUUCUAACAGCGAAAGAAGAGUUAGCCGUUCAACUCACUUCCAAACCUGAAAUCAGAAGACUGCUUGGAGUGGAAGAGGAAGACGUGCCUGAGGUGAAGGAACCAGAGCUGCCAAUCAUUCCGAACUAUCUUUCCAACCCGCCCUUCCUGUACAGCAAGAUGGAUAACGACAACCUGAGCAUAGCACAGCGGAACGGCACCAACAAUCAUCCGGAGCCCCUGGAGUCAGAGCCAGCGACUUUAUCGCCGACACAAGAGCAGCAGCUUCCGCCUCAGCAUCAGCAGCCCAAGAGCCUUUACUCAGACAGCCAGAGCCAGCAGGAGUUACCCUACAUCCCCGUGCUGGAGCAGAACGGCGUGGUGAACGGCGGCCUGCCCAUGGAGCUCUCCUCAGAGACUCAUCACACCAACCACUGCGAGUUUACACACCCUCAUCCUAUAGCACAGAACGGCCCAGUGUGUCCCACGCUUCCUUCUCCCAGCGGAAGCAGCGGCCAGCCGCAGGUCCCCAGCGCCAGCGUCACCCGGCAGCAGUCCAUCCCGCAGCAGAUCAACUGCUCCCAGCUCGGUGGAUCCAUGCCGGCCUUCCAGCCCUUCUUUUUCACCAGCACUUUUCCUGUUAACGUACAAGGUACAGUGAGGAUUUGUUAGGAAACUUGUUGGUCAGUGAACUGAAGAGUAUCUAAAGGCCCUUCCUUUCAUAUGAUUCGAUGCACCUCUGCUUUGAGCUCCACAUAAUGAUUUUAUGAGGUUGCUAGUAGGGUUGGGCCGAUAGACGAUGCCAUCGUCCAUCGCCGAUGGCUGACAGACAUCACGAUGUUGAGCCGGCAUCGUGA